Messenger RNA from Penicillium arizonense, 567 nucleotides. RefSeq lists its product as uncharacterized. The transcript has a single exon. Gene Ontology annotation, biological process: copper ion transmembrane transport; intracellular copper ion homeostasis. The record is from RefSeq and is a predicted model, not a curated record. Gene Ontology annotation, molecular function: copper ion transmembrane transporter activity. Lineage: Eukaryota; Fungi; Ascomycota; Eurotiomycetes; Eurotiales; Aspergillaceae. The coding region runs from base 1 to 567 and encodes 188 amino acids. Gene Ontology annotation, cellular component: plasma membrane.
AUGGAAACACAUUCACAAUCGCACUCCCACACGGAUGACAGCUCAAGCAUGGAUCAAAACAUCAACAUGAACAUGGCAUCAACCUUCUCAGCCUCAACAAAAGUCACAAUCCUCUUCACAGGCUGGACAACCUCCACACCAACCCGAUACAUCCUCACACUAAUCCUCCUCUUCCUUCUCGCAGUCCUAAACCGUUUCCUCGGUGCACUCAAGUUCCAACUCGAGCAGUCGUGGACCCACCACAAUCCCGUCCCGCCAGCUUUGAAGCUUACAGCCAUACAUUCACGACGAGACGUCCAAAAAGCAAAGCUCAGUCCUCUUCCCAUUUACAUGCGCGUCCACGGGGGCGAGGACGAGACUAUUGAGGAGACACUUCCGGUUGCUUACGACGAUGAUGAAAGGGGACGCUCGAGCACUCCUCUACUUGAACGAGGUACUCCGCUGAGGAAGUGGUCUUGCAGGGUUCGUCUUCCAUCUUGGGAGGCUGGUGGAAGAUGGUCUCUUCGGAAGGAUGGAGUGCGGGGAUUGCUGGAAUUGGCUAGAGCUUUGAUUGGAUAUCUCCUGUAA